AUGGCACAUGCCAAAUACAUUUUGAUUGAUGAAAUGAGUUUCAUUGGACAAAACAUGCUGGAAAAUAUAGAUUCACGACUCCGACAAGAAUUCCCACAAAAUGCACAAAUAAGUUUUGGAGGUAUAUCUAUUAUUUUGGUAGGAGAUUUGGGUCAAUUGCCUCCAGUCAAUGAUAGACCAGCAUAUGAUAGCAACAGACGAGCAAAGUUACUAUGGGGGGAAUUCAAGACUGUAGUAACUUUAGAUAAGAUAUUUAGACAAGAUGGUGAAAAUUUCGAACAACAGAGAUUUCAUCAGCUACUGACGAAUGUACGAGAUGCAAACCCACAAAUAGAAGAUUGGAAGUUGUUGAUGACAAGGAUCCCUCCAAACAUGGAUGCUGCAAACAAUCUUGACUUCAAUAAUAGGGUCCAUUUGUUCUCUACAAAUGACAACGUUCAUAACCAUAAUAAGAAAAUGUUACAUUUGUUGAAGCAGCCUGUUGCACGUAGUGUUGCUACGAAAGUGGGGAGUGUUAAUAUAGUAGAAGAUUGUUCAAGUGAUGAACUUGAACUAGAAUUAUUGAUCAGUAAGAAUUCAAGGGUCAUGCUCACUUCAAAUCUUUGGAUUCAAGCUGGUCUUGUAAAUGGAGCACUAGGAUAUAUUCGAAAGAUUGUCUACAAACCUGGAAGUGCUCCACCUGAACCACCGUCUUAUGUGAUGGUUGAGUUUGAUAACUAUUCUGGAUUACCUUUUGAAGAUCAUCAUUUGAGUACAAUUCCAGUAACACCUAUUUAG
Cryptomeria japonica (Japanese cedar) is the source of this 777-nucleotide messenger RNA. Its product is annotated as ATP-dependent DNA helicase PIF1-like. Gene Ontology annotation, molecular function: DNA helicase activity. NCBI's taxonomy places the organism in Eukaryota, Viridiplantae, Streptophyta, Pinopsida, Cupressales, Cupressaceae. The record is from RefSeq and is a predicted model, not a curated record. The transcript is spliced from 2 exons. Gene Ontology annotation, biological process: telomere maintenance; DNA repair. Bases 1 to 777 code for a protein of 258 amino acids.